Molecule: messenger RNA, 1165 nt
Organism: Populus nigra (black poplar)
Lineage: Eukaryota; Viridiplantae; Streptophyta; Magnoliopsida; Malpighiales; Salicaceae
Product: B-box zinc finger protein 20-like
Exons: 2
Coding region: 1-645 (214 amino acids)
Biological process (GO): photomorphogenesis; regulation of DNA-templated transcription
Cellular component (GO): nucleus
Molecular function (GO): zinc ion binding
Source: RefSeq, a predicted model, not a curated record
AUGGUAAUGAAGAUCCGGUGUGAUGUGUGUGACAAUGUAGAGGCGACAGUUUUCUGUUGUGCGGAUGAAGCUGCUCUCUGCGAUGGAUGUGAUCACAGAGUUCACCAUGCAAACAAGUUAGCAAGCAAACACUCGAGGUUCUCUUUAGUCCAUCCUUCUUUCAAAGAAUCCCCUCUCUGUGAUAUCUGUCAGGAGAGGAGAGCCCUCCUGUUUUGUCAAGAGGAUAGGGCCAUUCUAUGCAGAGAAUGUGACCUCCCAAUUCACAAAGCUAAUGAACAUUCUCAGAAACACAACAGGUUUCUUCUCACAGGUGUAAGGCUCUCUGCUUCUUCUUCUCUGCACACAGCAUCAUCGACCUCCACUAAUAACUUUGACGCAAACAUUAACACUACUAGCAAUAGAAACCAUCAGCCAUACCUAAAGAAUUCCAACGAAAUCCUCAGCUCUCCUUCAGUUGAGACAGCAUCAACAACAACGGCAUAUAAUUUCGAUGAAAAUCAUGUUAGUGACAAUGGUUCAAUUUCAACAAGUAGCAUAUCUGAGUAUUUAGAGACAGUACCAGGCUGGCGCAUCGAUGAUUUUCUUGAUCCUUCAUUUGCUAGCAAUAAUGGUUGCAAUAAGGUUUGGAGUGCACCCUAUUUCUAAAGAGAGAGACCUGUUUUUUUUAGGGUGUUGUAUUUUUUAAGACUCAUCUACACCCUUUUCCCUAACGUAACCCAAUUUGAUGCAGACUUGUGACCUUUUUUAAUUUUGCCAUUGCUGGAUCAAGAUCUUGAAAGCAACAGGAGUUCUUUUUCUACAGAAGAUUUAGGCUUCUCGGUCCCUCAAGUUACAGCCCACUUCCCUCAACUUCAUCGUUAUAUUCCCCAGCCUGGUUUACCCAGUGGAUUUAGUCAGUCAAAAGAAGCAAGCAAAAUGAAAGUUAGUUGGGAAUGGAGCGAGGAUGGUCUUACAGUUCCUCAGAUCAGCCCCCGAUCUGUCAAGAAAUCCAGGCUUUUCAUUCACGUUUGUUUGAUCAGUUUUUCAACUGUAAAACAUCAUCUCUCUUUCGUUGUCCUAUGCAGUGUUUUUUCAAUGGUUGCCCACUUCUUUUCAGUGUUUGAUUUUUAGUUUUUCUAUGAUUUAGUGAUAUAAUAAUAAAAUCUUCAGACAUAAAUUCAGUGAA